This is a messenger RNA of Didymodactylos carnosus, 1098 nucleotides long. NCBI's taxonomy places the organism in Eukaryota, Metazoa, Rotifera, Eurotatoria, Philodinida, Philodinidae. The record is from the annotation of a GenBank genome assembly.
AUGGCUGCUGAUCGUGCACGAGAAGAAGUGCGGGACAUUGUUGCUGAGCCGAAGAAACAGCUGAAACGAAUCAAAGACGAGAUUCAAUCGAGAACGACAGAGGAAGACUUUGUGGAAUAUGAUCUCGAUCGAUGGAUGGAUGAAAUAAAGCAGAUGAAUGUAGAUAUAAAGACCAUGACAUCGACGAUUGUCAUCGAAAGUGAUGAUGAGUGUGAGUGGAAGAGAAUGAUCAAAGUGAGAAAGAGGGAGCAUCAGAGUCAUGUGUCCAAGUCACCACAGAGAAGUGAGAAGAGAGUUAGUGAAGUGAGACAACUCGACUUCAAUAAACUCAAAGCCAGAUCGCAGAGACAGAUUAAAGUGGAUGGAGAUUAUGGGGCGAUAGGUGCAUCUGAUAUGAAGUUGCUUUACUGUGAUGAAGAUACACUGAGUUUAACUGAUCGAGCUGGUCGUACGACAAACACACUUCAGUCAAGUGGAUUGUAUGUCUGGGAUAUCUGUUGGUCAUCGUUUCUUGACAGAUUUCUGAUAUUGACUCCGAGAACUCUUCAUUCAUUGAAUGUCCAAACAAGUGAAGUAACACAAAUCAAACAAACGUCAGACAACAAGAAAGAAGACUUUUUGAGAUGUACAUGUUCACAUCAAAAUUUGUUGGUGAGUUUUAAUCACAACGGAUCAGUUGUUGAAGAGUGGAAUAUGAGUGGAGAAUGGAGAAUGACGAGACGAUGGAAACCACCUGUGUCGUGUCAACAAAAUGAGGUUAUUGACGAUAUUCGAUUUUCAUGUGAUGGGAGCCAUUUAGGAAUAACAGUGAAGGUAUAUGGUCAAUCUAAUCAGCUUCAUGUACGAGAUCGAUCAAUGAACAUCCUCAACAACAUUACAUUCCCUUGGUUCGAAUACGGGUAUAUGCUUGUCUCUCUUCCAAAUGGACAAUGGCUGACACAUGAGUGGAAGAGUAAACAACUUCAUGUCACUGACAGAGAUGGUAAAUUAAAACAAACUCUCACAUAUGAUAAGAGUGUGAGGAGAAUAGCAUUAUUAGGACAAACGUGUCUUGUUCUCCGAACAGGUGACAAUGAACUCUGUUUUCACGAUUUAUGA